Molecule: messenger RNA, 675 nt
Organism: Daucus carota subsp. sativus
Lineage: Eukaryota; Viridiplantae; Streptophyta; Magnoliopsida; Apiales; Apiaceae
Exons: 1
Coding region: 1-675 (224 amino acids)
Source: RefSeq, a predicted model, not a curated record
AUGGAUUCAAAACAAGCUCAAUUGAGAAGAAAGGAAGUUCACGAAGAAGAUAAUAAAGAUGAAGACUUUACGUUCGCGAUCAGCGGCGGAGAUUCGUCGCCGAUCUCCGCCGAUGACGCGUUCGAGCACGGGAAGAUCCGGCCGAUUUAUCCGUUAUUUGAUCAGAAUUUAUUGUUAAAUGACGGAGAAUUGAGUUUACCUGCUCGGCCGCCGGUGGAGCACGUGUUUAUGGAGUCUCCGGCAAGAAAGUCCGACGAAAUGGAGAGAAUCGCCACCGGACCGUACUGCGCGUGGUCGAAAUCGCCGGAGAUGUCGAGGAAGAGCAAUUCCACGGGUUUCUCGAAGCUCUGGAGAUUCAAGGAGUAUAUGCAGAGGAGUAACAGUGAUGGACGCGACGCGUACGUGUUUUAUAAUCAGAAUUCGACCGGAGAGGCCUCGUCGGAGAAGAAGAUUAUCGCCAAAAAAAGCGCGUCGGAGAAGAAGGCGGUAGUUGAGGAAAAGAAAAAGGCGAAGAAAGGAGAUAAAACGAUGUCGUCUCAUGAGGUUUAUUUGAAGAAGAAAGGUUAUAAUCCCGAGGAGAAACGGAAGUCGUAUUUACCUUACCGGCCGGAGUUGGUUGGGUUUUUUACUAAUGUUAAUGGCGGUGGGUUGAGUAAAAAUGUUCAUCCAUACUAA